AUGUUUCUUUUUUUUGGAUUAUUUUCAUCGUUUUGUCUUGCACAAUGUCAGUCCAGAACACCUAUCCUUCUUGUACCUGGUAUUAUGUCUACUAUUUUACAUGCAAAAUUAAAUAUCCCAACGUCUGUACCUUAUGAAAUAAUCCCAAAAGAAUGUUUAAGACAAAGUGAUGAAUUUAGAAUAUGGGAGAAUAUUACCUUCUUGUACAAAUAUCCACAAUGUAAUUUAAAUUUAUUGAAACAACAAUACAAUGAAAAAACAGAAGAAAUGCAAAAUAUUGAUGGUGUUAAAGUCAAUGUCCCAAAAUUUGGAAGUGUAUAUGCAUGUAACAAACUUGACCCUGAUGCCCCUGGUAAAACUACUCAAUACUUAAAACCAUUGAUCGAUAAAUUACGUGCUGAAGGGUAUCAAGACCAAAUUGAUUUAUUUUGUGCUGGUUUUGAUUGGAGAAUAUCAUCAAUAUCAUCUUUUCAAUUUAUUACUGAUACAAUUAAUUUAAUUAAACAAAUUAACACUUCUACUCAUAAGAAAGUGAUCAUAGUUUCUCAUUCAUAUGGUGGGCUCAUGACAAAAUUUUUGUUUGAUAGAUUUACUGGAUAUAAUAAUUAUAUUAAAGAAUGGAUUGCAGUAUCUACUCCAUGGAAAGGAGCAUUCCUUUCCAUUCAGGCACUACUCUCAGGACUAGAUUGGCUUCCUAUUGAUGGUCAAUUGUUUGCAAAUGUUUCAAGGUCAAUUGAAUCAAAUUACCAAUUAUUACCUCAUAAAAACUAUUGGGAGAAGAAUGAUUUAGUUACUAUUGAAGAUAAAUCAUAUAACAUUGAUAAUCUUGAAGAAAUUUUAAAUCAAUUAACUCCAUUUGGAGUAAAAUUAUAUAAUAAAACAUCAAUCAAAUUUAAUUCCUUACCAGAAAUACCUAAAUAUUGUAUAUACUCUAGUGGAUUUGAAACUGCUGAAUAUGGGAAAUAUACAGAUUGGACAUUUAAAAAUAGUCAAAUAACAUACGGAGAUGGAGAUAAUACUGUCAAUUAUAAUUCAUUAAUAUUCUGUAAAAAUCUUGGAUUUGAACAGAAACAUUUAGGGAAAUUAUCACAUAUGGAAAUUGUGAAUAGUGAUAAAUUUUUGUCAUAUCUUCUUCCUCAUGUUUGUGAAACACAAAAUCAAUGA
Molecule: messenger RNA, 1164 nt
Organism: Entamoeba dispar SAW760
Lineage: Eukaryota; Evosea; Mastigamoebida; Endamoebidae
Product: 1-O-acylceramide synthase precursor, putative
Exons: 1
Coding region: 1-1164 (387 amino acids)
Biological process (GO): lipid metabolic process
Source: RefSeq, a predicted model, not a curated record